This is a messenger RNA of Dibothriocephalus latus, 615 nucleotides long. NCBI's taxonomy places the organism in Eukaryota, Metazoa, Platyhelminthes, Cestoda, Diphyllobothriidea, Diphyllobothriidae. The record is from the annotation of a GenBank genome assembly.
AUGCUGUCUAAGCAAAAAACCCGUGCAAAUUUCCUGUUGGCGAGUUCUACUGCUUCCCUGCCAUACAAGACAUGCGCAAGCUUCAUGGCUGAUCUUGUUCGUUUUCGAGGGUCAAUGACUAAUAUGACCCCAUGCCUCAACGGUCAAACUUUGGACUUGUUCGCCCUUUACAAUGAAGUAACGGGUCGUGGUGGCUCCAAAAAGACUGAAAAUGCCGAGGCUUCCAAUUUGAGCCUGCAAGUUCUGCAGAACCACCUGCGCGAUAGGUGGAACCUCAGCACCGAUCUCGUAGAGCCUGUUGAAUAUCGCUCUCUCAUUUUGGCCCUAACUUCUGGGCUGCCAAACGAAGUGGACUAUGCUAUGAAUACUAUACUGUUAAUGUCAUCUCACUCUCCGGGUCUAGAACUUAACCAAUGUCCGCAAUUGGUUUCCCUCCUCCUCUCCUCCGUAGGAGUCGUAUCAUCUGAUCCCGACUCUUAUUCUACGCUCUGGAAAUUCUGGAAGGCUCAAUGUCAUCGCAGCUUUGAGCACUUUUGGAAUACUACCAUCUGCGGGGAAUACCAACGUCAAUUCCUGGAUCCAACCUCUUUUGCGGGUAAGUGUACAUUUCUGUGA